AUGGAGGAGGAGCUGAAGUGCCCCGUGUGCGGCUCCCUGUUUCGGGAGCCCAUCAUCUUGCCCUGUUCCCACAACGUCUGCCUUCCUUGCGCUCGUACCAUCGCUGUGCAGACACCAGACGGUGAGCAGCACCUGCCCCAGCCACUCCUGCACUCCCGGAGCUCCGGGCUACCGGCCGGCGCCGCUGCGGCGCCCCCUCUGGACCACGACGCUGCGGCUGGCCCAGCCUGCGGCGGUGCGAGCGGGAGCGCAGCUGGCGGCCUGGGCGGCGGUGCGGGAGGUGGCGGGGACCACGCGGACAAGCUGAGCUUGUACAGUGAGACAGACAGUGGUUAUGGUUCCUACACCCCGAGCCUCAAGUCCCCCAACGGGGUUCGCGUGCUGCCCAUGGUGCCCGCACCGCCUGGCUCCUCGGCCGCCGCGGCCCGGGGUGCCGCCUGCUCCUCGCUAUCUUCCUCCUCCUCAAGCUCCAUCACGUGUCCGCAGUGCCACCGCAGCGCGUCCCUGGACCACCGAGGCCUGCGCGGCUUCCAGCGCAAUCGGCUGCUCGAGGCCAUCGUACAACGGUACCAGCAGGGCCGCGGGGCAGUGCACGGGGCGUCCGCAGCCGCUGCAGUGGCCAUCUGCCAGUUGUGCGACCGCACCCCGCCUGAACCGGCCGCCACGCUAUGCGAGCAGUGCGACGUGCUCUACUGCGCUGCCUGCCAGCUCAAAUGCCAUCCAUCCCGCGGACCCUUCGCUAAGCAUCGCCUGGUGCAGCCGCCGCCGCCGCCCGCGCCUGCUGAGGCCGCCUCAGCAUCCCCAGGCGCGGCCCAGGGCGCCCCCAGCGGAGGCGGCGGCUGCAAGAGCCCGGGGGGCGCCGGCGCAGCGGGGGGCAGCGCGGCCCGCAAGUUCCCUACGUGCCCCGAACACGAAAUGGAGAACUACAGCAUGUACUGCGUGAGCUGCCGAACCCCGGUGUGCUAUCUGUGCUUGGAGGAGGGCCGCCACGGCAAGCACGAGGUGAAGCCGCUGGGAGCCAUGUGGAAACAGCACAAGGCCCAACUGUCCCAGGCCUUAAACGGGGUUUCGGAUAAGGCGAAGGAAGCAAAGGAGUUUCUGGUCCAGCUGAAGAACAUCCUGCAGCAGAUCCAGGAGAACGGACUGGACUACGAAGCCUGCCUGGUUGCUCAGUGUGACGCUCUGGUCGACGCUUUAACUCGGCAGAAAGCCAAGCUGCUCACCAAGGUCACCAAAGAGAGGGAGCACAAGCUGAAGAUGGUCUGGGACCAGAUCAACCACUGCACGUUGAAGCUGCGCCAGUCGACGGGGCUGAUGGAGUACUGCCUGGAGGUGAUCAAGGAGAACGACCCCUCUGGCUUCCUGCAGAUCUCAGAUGCUCUGAUCAAGCGUGUCCAGGUGUCUCAGGAGCAGUGGGUCAAAGGCGCCCUGGAGCCAAAAGUGUCUGCGGAGUUCGACUUGACCUUGGACAGCGAGCCGCUGCUGCAGGCCAUCCACCAGCUGGACUUCAUCCAGAUGAAAUGUAGGGUGCCGCCCAGCCCCCUGCUGCAGCUAGAGAAGUGCUGUACCCACAACAACAGCGUCACGCUGGCCUGGAGGAUGCCACCCUUCACCCACAGCCCCGUGGACGGCUACAUCCUGGAGCUGGACGACGGCGACGGGGGCCAGUUCCGGGAAGUGUAUGUUGGCAAAGAGACCCUGUGCACCAUCGACGGUCUGCAUUUCAACAGCACCUACAACGCCAGGGUCAAGGCAUUCAACUCCUCUGGCGUCGGGCCUUACAGUAAAACUGUCGUCCUGCAGACGUCUGAUGUGGCCUGGUUCACCUUUGACCCCAACUCUGGGCACCGGGACAUCAUUUUAUCCAAUGACAACCAGACGGCCACGUGUAGCAGCUAUGACGACCGGGUGGUGCUGGGUACGGCAGCUUUCUCCAAGGGCGUGCACUACUGGGAGCUGCACGUGGACCGGUACGACAACCACCCGGACCCCGCGUUCGGGGUGGCCCGGGCCAGCGUGGUCAAGGACAUGAUGCUGGGCAAGGACGACAAGGCCUGGGCUAUGUACGUGGACAACAACCGCAGCUGGUUCAUGCACUGCAACUCCCACACCAACAGGACAGAAGGUGGCGUGUGCAAGGGGGCCACUGUCGGCGUGCUCCUGGACCUGAAUAAGCACACUCUGACCUUCUUCAUCAACGGGCAGCAGCAGGGCCCCACUGCCUUCAGCCACGUGGAGGGGGUCUUCAUGCCGGCCCUCAGCCUCAACCGUAAUGUGCAGGUCACUCUGCACACGGGACUGGAAGUGCCGACAAACCUGGGGCGGCCCAAGCUGUCCGGCAACUAG
Molecule: messenger RNA, 2346 nt
Organism: Neogale vison (American mink)
Lineage: Eukaryota; Metazoa; Chordata; Mammalia; Carnivora; Mustelidae
Gene: TRIM67
Product: tripartite motif containing 67
Exons: 10
Coding region: 1-2346 (781 amino acids)
Molecular function (GO): zinc ion binding; protein binding
Source: RefSeq, a predicted model, not a curated record